This is a messenger RNA of Leptopilina boulardi, 1004 nucleotides long. RefSeq names its product ATP synthase subunit b, mitochondrial (gene ATPsynB). The record is from RefSeq and is a predicted model, not a curated record. NCBI's taxonomy places the organism in Eukaryota, Metazoa, Arthropoda, Insecta, Hymenoptera, Figitidae. Gene Ontology annotation, biological process: proton motive force-driven ATP synthesis. The coding region runs from base 132 to 842 and encodes 236 amino acids. The transcript has 4 exons. Gene Ontology annotation, molecular function: proton transmembrane transporter activity.
AAUUAACAAUUUUUAUCAUAUUUUCUAUAUCCUAAUGUUAAUAUUUUAAUUUGUUAUGUUUGCACAGCUGACUUUAGAUUUCAGCCAUUUUUCUUUUCAUUUGGCAAGUGAAGUGUUAAUCUGUGAGAAAGAUGUUGUCACGAUUAGCUUUUCGCAAUGCCAAAAUAUUGCCCGCUAUGGCUCAAAGGGCCCAGGGUACAACGACCACCACAUUCGAUCGUCCUACCCGUCUUGUAGAUACAUCACCAACUCGUCUUGGAAUUAUUCCUGAAGAAUGGUUUACAUUUUUCUAUCCAAAAACCGGAGUCACAGGAGGGUACAUGUUUGGCCUUGGCGUAGGAACCUAUUUAAUUUCGAAAGAAAUUUACAUUAUGGAACACGAAUAUUACGCGGGAUUAUCUUUGUUCAUAGUUUUGUGCGGAGGUUACUACAAAUUUUAUAAUCAAAUUCACGGUGCUAUUGAGAAAAGGCAGAAUGCACAAGAGCAGCAAUUUAAAUCAAUAACUGAAAAUGAUUUAAAAACAAUGACUGAUUCAAUUAAAGAUGCAGAAAAACAAAAAUGGAUAACUGGUGUUCAGUCAAUGAUUAUGGAAGCGAAAAAAGAGAAUGUAGCAAUGCAAUUGGAAGCUGCCUACAGAGAGCGAGUUGCUCAAGUUUACAGCGAGGUGAAGAAACGAUUAGACUAUCAAUUACAAUUAGCCACCGUCGAACGUAAAAUUGCACAGAAACAUAUGGUACAAUGGAUCAUUAAUAACGUCAUGAAAGCUGUAACACCUGAUUUAGAAAAAUCUACAUUACAGCAAUGCAUAACAGAUCUUCAAGCUCUCGCCCCCAAGGCUUGAGAGAUUUAUUAAAAUUUAGAAUCUAUAGACUUUUUAAAUAAACGUCAUCAACAUACAAAUAUCUACGAAUUUAAAAACUGUAUAUUUUUCUUUUCAUUGUCGCAAAUUGAACUCAACGCUGCGAUUUGCAAACAUUUCCAAUAAAAUUCUGUUAUUCUAAAA